Staurois parvus is the source of this 573-nucleotide messenger RNA. NCBI's taxonomy places the organism in Eukaryota, Metazoa, Chordata, Amphibia, Anura, Ranidae. The record is from the annotation of a GenBank genome assembly.
CAUACACUAUAUUGCCAAAAGUAUUGUCCCCGCCCUCCAUAUCAUGUGAUUCAGGUGUUCCAAUCCCCUCCAUGGACACAGGUGUAUACAAUCAAGCCCCUAGGCAUGCAGACGGCUUCUACAAACAUUGGUGAAAGAAUGGGUCGCUCUCAGGAGCUCAGUGACUCCAAGCGUGGUCCCGUGAUAGGUGGCCACCUGGGCAAUAAGUCCAUCCGUGACAUUUCCUGGCUACUAAAUAUUCCACGCUCAACUGUUAGUGGGAUUAUAACAAAGUGGAAGCAACUGGGAACAACAGCCACUCAGCCACCAAGUGGUAGGCCACGUCACAUGACAGGGCAGGGUCAGCGCAUGCUGAAGCGCACACAGUGCGCAGAAGUCGCCAACUGUCUGCAGAGUCAAUAGCUAAAGACCUCCAAACUUGGUGUGGCCUUCAGAUGAGCCCAACAACAGUGCGUAGAGAGCUUCAUGGAAUGGGUUUAAAUGGCCGAGCAGCUGCAUCCAAGCCUUCCAUUACCAAGUGCAAUGCAAAGCGUCGGAUGCCGUGGUGUAAAGCACGCUGCCACUGGACUCUAG